UCUACUUCCGGUUUCUGCACUGUGCAACUAUUUCAGUUAUAUUUUUAAUUAACGAUGCCAAGUACUUGUUGUUGUGUACCUGGAUGUCAUUUAAGAGGAGGACAUGCAAUUUCCAAAUGACUUAAAAAGAAGGAAAAGUUGGAUCAACGCCAUGGCCCAUACGCAGAUUGGACGAGAACACGAUGAUAUCGUGGAGUCCAUCUCAAUCAGCUGUUGUUUGCAAGGCACGUUUUACUGAAAAAGUCUACGUGCAGGAAACUUUUCAUGGGCGCAAACCCACCAUACAGAGACUUAAGUCUACUGCAAUUCCCAGCCUAUUUUCCUGGACCAAGCAAGAGACUGAAUCGUCCGCAAAAAGAAAAAUCAGGGCAGUUUCCUGUGAAAACAAAAGAACUAAACUUGAUGAAUAUUGUAGUAGAAAUCUAGAGGAAAGUUUUGAUUGUAAAGUUGGUUUUCCUGAAGAAGUCAUUCAUACUGCAGAAAGGAUUUAUGACUGUCCACCACCAACUGCCGAGCUAAUGUUGAGCUUCACAGAUGGAAUUACGCAAACACCAUCAAUGCCUAUGUUUUCAGCAGAGAAUUUUGAAAUGAAGACACGUGACACAGCCAUGCAUUUUUAUACCGGUUUAGAGUUGUAUACUAAAUUUUUAUUUGUUUUGACCACACUUGGUCCAGCAGCACAUUGUUUGAGAUACAUAUAUUUUCAAAUUGAUAGGGUGUCAGUUGAAAAUCAGUUUUUUUAUGACUUUGAUGAAAUUGAGGCAUCAUACAACCAACUUUGAACUGUCUAGAUUCUAGAUUGAAUCUAGUGUUAAGAAUAUUGUGUAUACAUGGAUUGUUUUUAUGUCUAAACAGUGGUGUGAGGCUAACACUUGGCCAUCUAGUGGUAUAGUCAGGUAUUUUUCACCAUCCAACUUCAAAUUAAAGUUUCCUACGACUUGGAUUAUUAUUGACAGCACAGAAUAUCCCGUGAUAAAACCUAAAGCUCCUAGA
Mytilus californianus (California mussel) is the source of this 993-nucleotide messenger RNA. RefSeq lists its product as uncharacterized. The transcript has 2 exons. The coding region runs from base 183 to 782 and encodes 199 amino acids. Lineage: Eukaryota; Metazoa; Mollusca; Bivalvia; Mytilida; Mytilidae. The record is from RefSeq and is a predicted model, not a curated record.